AUGGGAGAAGAGCAUGAAGAGCACCUGAGGAUUGUGUUGCAAAUUCUGAAGGAGCAGAAAUUGUAUGCAAAAUUGUCUAAGUGUGAGUUCUGGAAGGAAGAGGUGAAGUUUUUAGGUCACGUGGUGUGUAAAGGAGGGAUAGCAGUGGACCCAUCAAAGGUUGAGGCAAGAUUGAAAGAGAAGUUGACUUCAACGCUAGUGUUAAUUCUACCUGAACCACGUGAACCAUUUGAAGUUUACUGUGACACAUCGUUGAAAGGCUUGGGUUGUGUGUUAAUGCAACACCGGAAUGUGGUAGCUUAUGCUUUGCGUAAGCUAAGACCACAUGAGGAAACCGAUGGGGGAGUUUCAUGGGACAAAGAUGGAAUAUGGGGGUACAAGGGUAGGAUUUAUGUGCCGAAUGUUGGAAAUUUGCGGCAAGAUAUCUUGAAGGAGGCACAUAACAGCGGAUUCUCUAUUCAUGCAGGAAGUACGAAAAUGUAUUACAAUUUGAAGAUGUUUUGGUGGCUUGGGAUAAAGGGUGAUGUAGCUACACUUGUAUCUAAGUGUCUGACAUGUCAAAAGGCGAAGAUAGCGCACCCAAGACCGUCGGGAAUGCUACAGCCACUUGAGAUUUCUCAGUGGAAGUGGAAAGGAAUUGCGAUGGACUUCGUGUCGGGAUUACCAAGGACUAGAGCAAGUUUUGAUGUGGAUUGGGUGAUCGUGGAUUGA
Arachis stenosperma is the source of this 711-nucleotide messenger RNA. RefSeq lists its product as uncharacterized. Lineage: Eukaryota; Viridiplantae; Streptophyta; Magnoliopsida; Fabales; Fabaceae. The record is from RefSeq and is a predicted model, not a curated record. The coding region runs from base 1 to 711 and encodes 236 amino acids. The transcript is spliced from 3 exons.